This is a messenger RNA of Daphnia pulicaria, 790 nucleotides long. It is a transcript of the gene Dph3, whose product is annotated as DPH3 homolog. Bases 61 to 312 code for a protein of 83 amino acids. The transcript has 3 exons. Gene Ontology annotation, biological process: protein histidyl modification to diphthamide. The record is from RefSeq and is a predicted model, not a curated record. Lineage: Eukaryota; Metazoa; Arthropoda; Branchiopoda; Diplostraca; Daphniidae. Gene Ontology annotation, molecular function: metal ion binding.
UUUUGAAGAUCCACACAGUAGUUGAGAAAAAUCUUUUAUUCCUCAGAAUUUUUGGUGAAAAUGUCUGUCUAUCACGACGAAGUUGAAAUCGAAGAUUUUGAAUAUGAUUCGGACAAUGAAAUUUACUUCUAUCCUUGCCCUUGUGGAGAUCGGUUUGAAAUCACCAAAGAACAACUAGAAAAUGGAGAAGAAGAAGCCACAUGUCCGAGUUGUUCACUUAUAGUCAAAGUAAUAUACAACAAGGAAGAAUUCAUGCAGAGUGAGGAAAUCACAUAUUCAUCCCCAAAUAAGAAAGAGUCACUCACAACAUAAACUAGUUAUUUUAGUAUACUUAGGAUUGAAUAAUUUUCAAUAAUUGCAUUUUUUUGUUGUAUUAAAUUUUGUCCAUUCUAAAAUUUGCCCUGAAGAAUCACAAAUGAAUUUUGUCAAUUAUCAUUCUUAUUGCUUCUUUCACGAUUGAUCUGUCCAAUUGAGCUUGUGAUCAAUCCUCUACUGUUAGGAUCUUCUUUAUUCAUUUCCUUUUGCUUUUCUUCUAUGUCUUUCAUGAACGACUUCCUAAAAUUUAAAACAAUAUUCAAAUAUCUCCUUUCCUGGAAUGAAAUUGAGAUUUGUCAGUUCUGUACUGAGCAAGUCUUUCAAUGUCUCACCGAUAUUGAAAACCCAUGUAGAAUGUUCCCAAAAUGAAUCCUUAAUGAAGAAAACAAUUUUAAAACAAUUACUAUUCAAUGGCUUUGUAAUUAAAUUUACCAAAAAGGACUGGAAAUCGAAGAAAAGCAGCUCGACUCCUUGA